Salvelinus fontinalis (brook trout) is the source of this 2572-nucleotide messenger RNA. RefSeq names its product unconventional myosin-Vc-like. Gene Ontology annotation, molecular function: microfilament motor activity; actin filament binding; ATP binding. Bases 180 to 1253 code for a protein of 357 amino acids. Gene Ontology annotation, cellular component: vesicle; myosin complex; actin cytoskeleton. Gene Ontology annotation, biological process: vesicle transport along actin filament; actin filament organization. The transcript has 9 exons. NCBI's taxonomy places the organism in Eukaryota, Metazoa, Chordata, Actinopteri, Salmoniformes, Salmonidae. The record is from RefSeq and is a predicted model, not a curated record.
GACACCUGGGGAAGUUGUCUACUUUCACAAAUCGUUCUGCACCGGCGCACAACUGGGCUUCAAUAUGUUGUGGACAUAAGGAACCUCAUGUUGAUAAUAAGGGGAUGUACAGUAUCGAUUCGCACUUGACUGUAAAUAAAUAUGUUGUAGGCUAAACGCACGGAUUGUUAUGCGUUACCAUGGCUUUGUCGGAACUCUAUACGAAGUACAACAGAGUGUGGAUACCGGAUGCAGAGCAUGUCUGGAAGUCAGCAGAGAUCCUGAGAGACUUCAAACCUGGAGAAGAGGCUUUAGAACUGCAGCUUGAGGAUGGCACUGAGAUGGUGUACCCCCUGGACAAAUCCAGUCCUCAGCUCCCUCACCUCCGCAACCCUAAUAUCCUGGUGGGAUCGAAUGACCUGACAGCUCUCAGCUAUCUCCACGAACCUGCCGUACUACACAAUCUCAAAGUGCGCUUCGUGGAGUCCAACAUCAUCUACAGCUACUGUGGAAUCAUCCUGGUGGCUGUCAACCCAUACAAGCAGCUUCACAUCUAUGGAGAUGCAGUCAUUCAGGCGUACUCUGGACAGAACAUGGGAGCUAUGGACCCUCACAUAUUCGCUGUGGCAGAGGAGGCUUACAAACAGAUGGCCAGGAACAAUAAGAACCAGUCUGUUAUAGUGAGUGGUGAGUCUGGAGCGGGGAAGACUGUGUCUGCUAGGUAUGUCAUGAGGUACUUCGCUAUGGUCAGCAAGUCUGGCAGCAGAACACGUGUGGAAGACAAAGUUCUGGCAUCCAAUCCAAUAACUGAGGCUAUAGGAAAUGCCAAGACGACCAGGAACGACAACAGCAGUCGCUUUGGGAAGUACACAGAGAUCAGCUUCGACAGGAGAUAUCAGAUCAUCGGGGCCAACAUGAGGACGUAUCUCCUGGAGAAAUCUAGAGUGGUUUCCCAGUCAGAGAACGAGAGAAACUACCACAUCUUCUACCAGAUGUGUGCCUGUGCAGAGCAGUCUGAGUUCAAGAGCCUGAGAUUGUUGAGUGCAGAGGAGUUCAGGUACACCUGUAUGGGCAGGGAGACGCGUAUCGAGGGGGUGGACGACAGGAAGGACAUGGAAGAGACACGCAGGACCUUCUCGCUGUUGGGGUUAACGGAGGACUUCCAGUCGGAUGUGUUCAAGGUGCUGGCUGGGAUUCUACACCUGGGGAAUGUAGAGAUCAGAGACGUCGGAUCAGACAGAUCAUCAGUUAGUGUAAGCAGUACUCAGAUUUGACUUUGGUUUAAGUUUUACUAAGGGUUUGACUUGAGCUAGACUGACUACUUCAGAUAAGAUGGAUCAUAUUUGUCUAUUUUUACAGAAUAAUAACCCUGGUUCUCUCUCUCUCUCUCAAAUUCAAAUUUUUUUUUUUUUCAAAUUCAAGCUGCUUUAUUGGCAUGAAAAACAUUGUGUCAAUAUUGCCAAAGCAACAAUGUAUACAAUAUACAUUGUAAUACAAUUAAAACAAUGACAAAUAAUAAUAAUAUAGAAUUUCAGUAAAUAAUAAUACAAAAUUAAAUAUAAAAAUAGUAACAAUAAAAUGGUAACAGUCAAUAGUCGAAUGUAAUGUAUGGUGUAAUGCACCACUACCACCACCACCAUCAUUAAACUGCUAUCAUUACCAAUACCACCCAUACCAUUACUAUUUGGAAUGAUAAACAAUAAUAAUAAUACUAAUAACAAUAACAGUAAUAACAAUAACAUUCCUAAUAAGUAAGUUACUGCUUACUAUGCAGAUGUUAUUAUUCAGUGUCCCUCAGGCUAUGGCAGGCAAAUACAUAUUUGGCUGCAAGAGAAGCCAUUGCUCCUUCGCCCAUGAGUAUUUUUAGUUUUUCCUCUGGGUUUAAUAAGUAAAAAUUUGGAAUAAAUGUAGUCAUUUCUGUGAAUAAUGAAUCUCUUGGUGAGGAAUAUUUAUCACAGUAAAGGAGAAAGUGCAUCUCUGUUUCAACCUCCCCUGUCGUGCAGUGACCACAUACACGCUCCUCUUUGGGUAGCCAUGUCUUUUUAUGUCUGCCGGUUUCUAUUGCCAAUCGGUGGUCACUCAGCCUGUACUUGGUAAGGAUCUGUCUCUGCUUCGAAUCUCUGACAGAGUAGAGAUAUUCAGCCAAUUCAUAUUCUCUGUUUAGGGUCAGAUAGCAAUUUAGUCGGCUUUGGGAUUUUGUUUCGUUUUUCCAAUGUUGUAAAUAUGAGUCCUUUGAUUGGUUCAUGAUUUUGUUUAUUGGAAUUCUUUCUUUUGAAGCAGUGCUGGUGUCAGCUUGGUUGGUUAGGUCCAACACCAGCUGACUGAGAGGGCUCGUUUCUGGGCUCAGCUCUUGGGUUUGAAGUGCUUUAAAUUGCAGACUCGAAUUUGGACUUGAAUUUAGAUGUAGCCAAAAUUUUAAUGAUCUUUUCUGUAUUUUCAUUAUUACUGGAAAGCGGCCCAAUUCUGCCCUACAUGCAUUAGUUGGUGUAUUUCUCUGGACUUGUAGGAUUUUCCGACAGAAUUCUGCAUGUAAGGUUUCAAUUGGAUGUUUGUCCCACAUUUUAAAGUCCAGUUUAUUGAGUGGCCCCCAAAC